Scophthalmus maximus (turbot) is the source of this 5254-nucleotide messenger RNA. It is a transcript of the gene tp53inp1, whose product is annotated as tumor protein p53 inducible nuclear protein 1. The transcript is spliced from 4 exons. Gene Ontology annotation, biological process: autophagosome assembly; positive regulation of DNA-templated transcription. NCBI's taxonomy places the organism in Eukaryota, Metazoa, Chordata, Actinopteri, Pleuronectiformes, Scophthalmidae. The coding region runs from base 662 to 1567 and encodes 301 amino acids. The record is from RefSeq and is a predicted model, not a curated record. Gene Ontology annotation, cellular component: autophagosome; nucleus.
UCUUGUUGCUUGCAGACCCGCAGCUCUUCGGCCUUUAACGGCUCAGAGGGCGGGGUCACGUGGGAUGGUGACAGCUUGCACCGCGCCCGUUCAUUGGCCGAGCGUCUCUCGGGGGCCGCCCCCCUUCUGGAUAAGCUGUCCCUUGCGACGUCACUGCGAUCAGCUGUUGGAGCUCCACAACAACAACAAAAGAAGGAGCAGUCGGGGGACGAGGAGGAAACGGACUGACGGGGGAAGAGAAGCUGCGACUCCCGAUGAACAGUCCCUGUUUAUAUAUAUAUAUAUAUAUACUUGUACAUAAAUAUACAAAUUUUAUUUCUUCCGAGAAGAAACCUCAAGUUUUUAUAUUAUUAUAAUUUUGUAUUUUUUUGUCGAGAAGAACCGCGUCUACCUCGGUCUGACGGAUCCGUCUACAUGUCGCCCUGCAGCAGGGUUUUUCAAGCGAUGUUCGCCCUGCGUCUGCCGGCCCUCGGAGGACCCGUGACCACACCUUGUUGAUGCACUUUAUCGCCCUCUUUCCGGAGCCAUCCUUCUCGCCGCCGCGCAACCCCGCAGCUGAUGACCAAAGUGCCCGCCACGCCUCCCAGCCGUCGCUGCGUGCCGCGUGCUCCCCCCCCAGCCCCUCCCUCAGCCUCACGCCCCCGCAGGACGUCCCGGAGCCAUGUUCCACCGAUUCGCCAGCGCUCUGUUCGGGGACGACGUGGACGAGCUGAGCCGAUGCAGCCGACCUGGAGACGGCAAAGAAGAGGAGGAGGAGGAGGAGGAAGACUGGAUCCUGGUCAACUACCUGGCUGACGCCUGCUCCGGUCAGCGUGGUGACGUUCUGUCCGGAUCCACCGCUGGUCAUGACGAGGAGGAGGAGGAGGAGGAGGAGGAGGAGGAAGACGACCUGGUGAUGAUCCCCUCUCCGGCCGCCAGCCCUGCAAUUCGCUACGCGUCCUGCACCUCCCUCAACUCCACGGCCGACACCGACCUGGACGGCGGUGCUGAGGAGGAGGAAGACGAGGAGGGGGAGGAGGAGGAGGAGGAAGAGGAGAGCAGCUUCCUGCAUCUGGACGCCUGCUCUCUGGAAGAAAGCUGGUUCGUCACGCCGCCGCCCUGCUUCACCGGCAGCUGCAGCCAGCCCGUCCACCUGGAGGCCAGCCCCCUGGAGAACCUGCUGAUCGAGCACCCCAGCAUGUCAGUGUACGCCCACCGCAGCCCCCCCCGGCUGACCCUCGACCCCCUGCCGUGCUCGCUCGACCGGGAGCUGGACUUCCUGUCUGGCAACGUGCCCGCCGCCCCGACGGCCGCCGGCGGGAAGGAGAAGGCGAGACGCACGCUGGACGGCCCCCGUCACAGGCCAGAGGUGGCGAUGGCCCAGCGUCGCUCCGGCCUCCACUCCGCCUGCUACGCCGCGGCGCUCUCCGCCCGCGCUGGGCUCCUGCUGCCGCAGCGGACGGGCAACGCCGGCCAGCGCCUCCAGCCGUUGUCCCGCAACGCGCUGCGACGCCUCAACCGGCUGCGCCCGCCGAAGGCCAGCGCCGUGCACCUGCACCAGCCCGGACAGAGACACCUGAACUUCUGAGGCCACGGCCACCUUCAUCUUCACCAUCAUCAUCUUCAUCAUCCACCUUAAGUCUUUCAGCAGUUUGGGCAUCGAUCUUCACCCACAAACAAAAAUCAACACCAGCAACAAAUCCGACAUCAUCAGCAUCUGUUCUGAAAUCUGAUUGGACGGUGAAAAAGGCUGCUGAAUCCUUUUAUUGGAUCAGCUCGUGAAGGUGCAGCCAAGUGUCUCGUGUCCUCCUCCUCAUCCUCCUCUUCAUCCGUCCAUCCUCCUUCAUGUCGAUGCUGAGCAGAAGGAACGUGGUGAAUAGAAAAAGUCCCCGGCCCCUCCCCCUCCCUCUUCUUUGUGUCCAAUCACGGCGACGUGCAUUGUCACGGCGACGUCCUCCUCGUCUCCUUCUUCGUCUUCUUCUUCUUGUUCUUCGUGAACAACCUAACAUGUAGACUCGAUGCUGUAGGUCACUUUACUCAGCGGCAGGUUCAUUGUGUGGCCGGAGGGUUCAUUCUGGCAACUUUCCGGGCAACUUAGCAGGCAACACGAGACAUUACACAUCCUACAUCACUUGAACACAUGUACAGUACAGUGCAGCAGCAGCAGCGUUGCCAUUUAAUCCGGAGUGUUGUUGUUAGUUGCGGCCCAAAAAAAGUUGCCAGUGCGAGAGUCACUGCGACUUUUACAGGGAAAGUCCCCUCAAAGAACGUCGACGCUCAGCAGGUUGUCGUCCCCCUCCUCCUCCUCCUCCUCCUCGUUGUCGUCGUCGUCCGUUUCUGUGCAGGAGGGACAUUGGCCUGCUGAACAGGGCCAUUAAACUAGUUGCAUUGUGGGAAAUGUAGUGUCCAGCGUUUCGGGAGUUUGGCAGGAUCUCACACACUCUAGACUCUAGAGCUAUAGAUAUGAUUAUUGUUUGAAUACGGGAGGUCGACCGACAACGGGUCAACGCGCUGCGUUCACAGACGUUUCUGUGAAACUUUUUUAUUGUUUUUUAUUUCUGUGUUUCUUCCAUUUGUGAUUGUCUCGAGUGCCAAGGACGCCGGACGCGGGUCUGCAGCUCCCCCUGCUGACGAGGGGCUGCACCUGCCAAAGCAAAAACAGUUUUUUCUAAAAUAAUAAUUCUAGUAAUUUUAGAACAUUCAGUGUAUUUGUUUUUUUGUAAUUUAGUUUUGAUAACCGUUGCGUAGACGUGUCUCUGAAAAAAAGAACCUCAUGAUUUCUUUAACGGCCCAUGAAGCCUGUUGCCGUGUAAAAUAAUUUUUGCCCGCUGAAAUGAAAACACAAAUGAUCCUGAAGGAAUCGAACGGUGUGUUUAAGGCUUUGAGGGGAUGUUUCUUUAAUAUUCAGAGGAUCACUGAUUCACCGUCUCGGUGCGAAUCCUGCAGUGACAUCACCUUGUCGACCCGACCCGACCCGAACCUGCCUCUGACUUUGAAAUUCAGUACUUUUCACAAUAUCUUUUUGACAAAAAAGGAAAAAAUAAUUUACUGGGUUGUAUAUCACUAAACGCCUUGUUUUAACGGUUUAGCUUUGACAUGAAUAGAAAUGUAAAAAAAAAAAAAAAAAAAGUAUUUAAAAAAAAACUUCCAAAAUAUUUUUUGAAAAGAAAAAAAUGACAUAUCAGUAUGAAGUUGGUUUAUAUACGUCUGUGGUUUUAGGAAUGUUUGGUCGGCGUGUUGCACGGUUGUAGAGUUGUAGAGAGAAGAAAAAAAAGAAAAUGGGGAAAAAGAUGAUUUUUCUUUUAAUUAUUAUUAUUAUGUUUUGGGUCUUAAAUGAAUCUGCAGUCCACUUCUCAGGGUCACAACCAAUCACCUUCACACUUUUAGGAAAAUGCAGAUUUACUUGACGGGCUGAUGAUUCUUCAUGCGCUCUCACACUUUCCCGGCUUUUUUCCCGUUCGCGGGAACGUUUGUGAGGAAUAAUCAACUUCGUCCUGGUCUGAGAAAACAAACUGUCGGAUCAAGACGGAGAGAAACUUUUUUUUCUGUUUAAAUAUUAUAUAUAUAUAUAUAUAUAUAUAUAUAUAUAUAUAUAUUUUUGUGUACCUAUAACAUGAUUUUAGAAUUGUACUUUACGCUUUUUUAAUUGUUACAUUUUUUCCACGUUAACUUAGUUAUGUCUUUUUCUGAAACUGUUAAAAAUAUUCAAACCAAAAAAAAGUAGCAGUGACCUUUUAACCUUUCACUAGUGGAUAAUAUUGAUGUUGCGUUAUGUUUUUAUUUGUUCCUAAUCAGCCUGUGAACGUGGAGCGAGAGAACGUGCGCGAGAGAGAGAGGGGGAAAAAAACGUCAGGAAUGAUAAAAAAAAAUUAAAUACACAUGAUGACUCAAAGAUACUGAGACACAGACUCAGAACAUUACAUCUGAAUUUUGGUAAACUGAUUCAAGAUCAUUUGACUUUAUGUCAUAAUCACGACUUCUCCUGAUUCUUCUCGUGACCUUUUAUUUUGUAUAUGCAACAGACAUAUACAAGUCUUGAAAAGGUUGGUACCUUCCAUGAAUAUAUUCAAAUUUUAUUCAUUACUUUUAGGCUCACGUUGAAACUUAGAAAAUCAAAAUUGUUGAGAAAGGAUUCAUUUAAAAAUAAUCGUUUGUUCUCUUGAACGAUCUCGAAAAUGAGCGACUUCUCUCCAACUUUCACGUUUUCUCAGAAUGUUUCAGGAAAAUUCUUUUGGUUCCGACCUGACAAAAACAAACAGUCUCAAGUUUCAGAACAAACGACUUCUCUCAGUUGUGAUGUUCCGGCGUGUGUGUGUGUGUGUGUGUGUGUGUGUGUGCGCGUGUGGAGCUGAUCGGACGGUAGCAUUAAUAAGAAAACUAAACGUUUGUGUAAAUAAUCUUUCUCUGGUGUCCCUCUGCUCUUGAGCGUUCCGCCGUCACAGACGAUGUGAUUUUUUUGUGUUUUUUUGAAAAAGGACAAACGUUGAAGGACACAAGGGAUAAGACGAGAAGACGACGACGACGGAUCCGUCGGGAGACUUUCACGUUUUUUGCUUUUUUUGUUUCUUCUCGUCGUCGUUUCGUUUCUUCUCGUCUCUCUGUCGUCAAUCUAACAGGGAUUUGUAAAUGUUUUGUUUUUUGUUCAAUGCCUUGAACUUUGUGGAACAUGAACAUGUGCCUUCCAGGUCGUACUGUUGUAAAUGACAAUGCAUCAAUGAAGAACUUGAACUCGCCUCUUUUUUUUCUUUUUGAAACAAAAUCGGUUAAAACACACGAGCAGACGUCAGAAACCAACUAUGCAUCAUCACUCGGCACGCCGCCCGUUCGCGCUCGCCGCCCGUGUGCAGCUUUUAUACCGACUCAACCAACCAGACAUGAUGUAGCAAAUCCUCCUUUCUCCUGUUGUUUAUUUAAAAAACAAGUGUGAAGAAUAUUUUGUGGCAUUUUUAUUUUUAUUUUCCACCACGUGUUAAGACACAUUUGCUUAUUUUUCUUUUCUUCUUUCCGUUUAGUUUACUGGAAUAAUAUAGCACUUUGCCAAAAAUUGUAAAAAGGAAAAAAAAGGUGUAGGAAUUUUUUAGGUUUAACGUUUUUAUUUUAUUUAUCGACAUAACUUUGUAUUUUAAAUUGUAUGAAUGAUCAAUUCUCUCCGUUGUGAUGUCGGAAACAAAUACACAAGAAUGCUGAUGGAACAGCGGAGGUCAUCUUGUUUUUCAACUGUAAUAGUUAAUACCUGUGAUCUCUUCUUCGCCCUUAAUAAAUGUUUUCAUACGCA